Molecule: messenger RNA, 2670 nt
Organism: Lachnellula hyalina
Lineage: Eukaryota; Fungi; Ascomycota; Leotiomycetes; Helotiales; Lachnaceae
Product: Aminopeptidase, mitochondrial
Exons: 5
Coding region: 1-2670 (889 amino acids)
Biological process (GO): proteolysis; peptide catabolic process
Cellular component (GO): cytoplasm
Molecular function (GO): metalloaminopeptidase activity; zinc ion binding; peptide binding
Source: RefSeq, a predicted model, not a curated record
AUGUGUAAACUUCACGGAGAGGGGGGUGUAGAGGCAGGUGGGGUAGACGUGUCUAAGGGCAGAGAGCUAUUACCUACCAAUGUAGUGCCGAAACACUACGACGUUACCUUAGAGCCGGAUUUCAAGAAGUUCACAUACGAGGGAAAGAUCACCGUGGACCUAGACGUUGUUGAGGAUACUACCUCAAUUUCUUUGAACACCCUAGAGCUCGACAUCCACAGCACAUCGAUUAUUGUUGGAUCGCAAACCAUCAGUCCCGCGGUUUCUUACGAUGAGACUACCCAAACAACCAAAGUUGGAUUCGAGAAGACCCUACCAAAGGGAUCCAAGGCACAACUCCAGAUGGUAUUCACUGGCCAGCUCAAUGACAAAAUGGCCGGUUUCUACCGUUCUACCUACAAGAAUGCGGAUGGAAGCGAAGGUACCCUGGCCACGACUCAAAUGGAGGCAACUGACUGUCGAAGAGCUUUUCCAUGCUUUGAUGAACCCGCUUUGAAGGCAGAAUUCACAGUCACUUUGAUUGCCGACAAGAAUCUAACUUGCUUGAGUAACAUGGACGUUGCUUCGGAAACUGAUAUUCAGUCAAAGAUCAGCGGUACAACUAAGAAAGCUGUCAAGUUCAAUAAGUCUCCUCCAAUGUCUACUUAUCUGGUAGCCUUUAUCGUUGGAGAGCUGAAUUACAUCGAAACCGACAAGUUCAGGCUCCCUAUCAGAGUAUACGCACCCCCUAGUUCGGAUAUUGAGCAUGGCCGCUUUGCCUUGGAGCUUGCUGCUCGUACUCUCGAAUUUUACGAGAAGACCUUCGACAGCGAAUUUCCUCUCCCAAAAAUGGAUAUGGUUGCUAUUCCAGACUUUGCUGCCGGUGCAAUGGAGAAUUGGGGUCUUAUCACCUAUCGCGUAGUCGACGUCAUGUUUGAUGAGAAGACUAGCGGUGCUUCUGUCAAAGAAAGAGUUGCGGAAACAGUUCAGCAUGAACUCGCUCAUCAAUGGUUUGGUAAUCUAGUUACUAUGGACUUUUGGGAUGGUCUGUGGCUCAAUGAAGGGUUCGCAACUUGGAUGUCGUGGUACUCGUGCAACAUUUUCUACCCCGAGUGGAAAGUUUGGGAAAGUUACGUCACAGAUACUCUGCAAGGUGCACUUUCUUUGGAUUCUCUGCGCAGCAGUCAUCCUAUAGAGGUUCCAGUCAAGAGAGCAGAUGAGGUGAAUCAAAUUUUUGAUGCCAUAUCUUACUCGAAGGGUUCUUGCGUCCUUCGAAUGAUCUCAAAAUAUCUCGGGGAAGAUGUUUUCAUGGAGGGCAUCCGCCAAUACCUGAAGAAACAUGCCUACGGAAACACCCAGACUAGUGAUUUGUGGGCUGCGCUCAGUAAGGCAAGUGGAAAGGAUUUGGAGAAGACUAUGGAUAUCUGGACCAAGGCUGUUGGAUAUCCCGUCGUCACUGUCACCGAGAACAAGAAGGACAACACCAUCCACGUGAAGCAGAAUCGCCUACUACGCACUGCAGAUGUGAAGCCAGAAGAGGACAAAGUGCUCUAUCCAGUAUUUUUGGGUCUCCGUACGAAAGAUGGUCUUGACGAGGAACUUGUUUUAACGAAGCGGGAGGAUUCCUACAAAGUCCCAGAUCUAGACUUCUUCAAGAUCAACGCUGAUCACUCUGGUAUUUACCGAACCUCAUACACACCCGAACGACUAGAGAAGCUUGGAAAAGCUGCGAAGGAUGGCUUGUUGAGUGUUGAGGAUCGUGCGGGUAUGAUUGCUGAUGCGGCAGCACUUGCGGCAUCCGGAUAUCAGAAGACAUCUGGAGUACUGAACUUACUAAAGGGGUUUGAUGGCGAGAAGCAAUUCGUGGUAUGGAACGAAAUCCUCUCUCGCCUUGGUACGAUCCAAGGUGCUUGGAUGUUCGAAGACCAGAAGAUUAAGGAUGGCCUUGAGACAUUCCAGCGAGACCUUGUUAGCGGCUUAGCCCAUGGGUUUGGUUGGCAAUUUAAGGACAGCGACUCCCACCUUGACCAACAAUUCAAGGCAAUGCUUUUCGGCAGUGCAGGCCUGUCUGGGGAUAACACCAUCAUCAAAGCCGCUAAAGAUAUGUUGGCGAAAUUUGCGGCAGGUGAUAAGUCAGCCAUACAUCCUAAUAUUAGAGGCAGUGUGUUUGGAAUGGCGUUGAAAUAUGGUGGAAAGGAAGAGUACGAUGUCAUCAUUGAUACUUAUCGCAACUCUAAAAACAGUGACGAGCGUAACACUGCACUUCGCUGUCUUGGCCGGGCCAAGGAUCCCGAGCUUAUCAAGCGUACACUGAGUCUUCCUUUUGGAGGCGAAGUCAAGGAGCAAGAUGUCUACCUCCCGAUUAGUGCACUACGAACCCAUCCUCAGGGCGUUGAAGCCUUGUAUGGCUGGUUGACUGAAAACUUUGAUGAAUUGGCGACGAAAUUCCCAGCUGGGCUUUCUAUGCUUGGAUCAAUCGUGACCAUCUGCACAUCGGGCUUCACCAAGGAGGCUGAUAUAGCACGAAUUCAAAAGUUUUUCGAUACUAAGAGUACGAAAGGUUUUGAUCAAAGCCUUGCGCAAAGCUUGGAUACUAUCCGAGCAAAGAGUGCCUGGCUUGCGCGGGACAGGGAAGACGUCAAGAAGUGGGUGGAGUCUUAUGAGGGGAAGACUAUCAAAAGCGAGUUGUAG